Zeugodacus cucurbitae (melon fly) is the source of this 1090-nucleotide messenger RNA. RefSeq lists its product as uncharacterized. Lineage: Eukaryota; Metazoa; Arthropoda; Insecta; Diptera; Tephritidae. Gene Ontology annotation, biological process: telomere maintenance via recombination; double-strand break repair via synthesis-dependent strand annealing; resolution of mitotic recombination intermediates. The transcript has 4 exons. Gene Ontology annotation, molecular function: ATP-dependent DNA damage sensor activity; four-way junction DNA binding; ATP binding. Gene Ontology annotation, cellular component: Rad51C-XRCC3 complex; replication fork. The record is from RefSeq and is a predicted model, not a curated record. Bases 1 to 960 code for a protein of 319 amino acids.
AUGGCGGGUUGUCCAAAAGCGAGUGAUUUUAAUAAAAUUGGCGUGGCCAAUAACUCUACGCAAAUCAGAAAAUCUGUACAAUAUGCUAAACCUGGUCCUUUCACGAAAUCGAAACUUUUUCAAGACUGUCCGGAAGCGGAUAUACGUGUGCUUAAGGAUGCUGCUGCAAAAGUCGUUUCUCAGCCCGUAUCAGCAUUACUUCAAGAGCCAUUGUCUGCAAAGUGGUCUCACUUAACAACAGGUUGCACAGCUAUAGAUAAUUGUCUGCGUGGCGGAGUCGUAACGCGUGGUAUAACAGAAAUUUGUGGAUCAUCAGGGGUUGGAAAGACGCAGCUGCUGCUUCAAUUAUCACUCACAGUGCAACUGCCUACCGAGCUUGGUGGCUUGAACAAAGCAGUCGCCUUCAUUUGCACUGAAGAUACUUUUCCCUCGAAGCGGCUUUUUCAGUUAUCAAAAGUAUUUGAAAAGCGUUUUCCAGAAAAGUCGAUCAACUAUAUGGGAAAUAUUUAUAUUGAACAUGUGCUGGAAGCGAAUGACCUAUUAGAAUGUAUGGGUGUGCGCUUAGCAAAGCUAAUGGAAUCGCUUAACAUUGGCCUUAUUGUAAUAGAUUCUGUCGCAGCAAUAUUUCGAACUUACAACAACUAUAUCAAGCGUGCUCAGGACAUGCGCAAAUUGGCAAAUCACCUGUUGCACUACGCUGACAAAUAUAACUGUGCUGUGAUUUGUGUGAACCAAGUCGCUACUGUUAGUGAAGCUGCGAAGGAAACCCCGUGCUUGGGCUUAGCGUGGGCACAUUUGGGGCGCACACGACUCAAGCUUUCCAAGAUACCAAAGGAAGUGAAAAUCAACGGCGAUUUAUUCACAGUGCGUCGAUUUGAAAUUGUAUAUUCACCAGAGACACCGAACGAAAUUGCCGAGUUUUUAAUUACUGCCGGUGGUGUUGUCGAUGUACCUAUUUAGUAAUCUAAUUAAUUUAUUUAUUCAAUUGGCAUAGUUUUUUAUUUUAUUUUUUGUAUUGUGUUUUCGCAUAGCUAUUGUUAAGCUUACAAUGCUCCUGUUUUGUACAUUCAAUAAAUAGUUAAAGUUUUAA